AAUGGCCCAGAAGGUGCGUGGACCCAUGGAGGUGUGCGUGGCGCACGUAGCAAAGCGGCGAAUGUUGCUGGGGACUUUCCAGAGAGCAGGGGAUAUUAGGUGAAAGUAGAGAGGUUAGCCAAAAGGAACCGACUAGCUUGUGCUAGUAAGUGGUGGCCUGGGGAAGGAAAGGCUCGCUGAGUUCCCACCGAACGUGCAUCAGCACCGCCCACCUCAUGCAUGUUUAAGCAGUUCAGAGAUGAUUGUUUUGAGGUCUUUAGUCUCAGCGGUGCUUGCUGUGUUGGGGGGAGCUGGUGGCUGGAGCAGGCGGUGAGGUGCCAUACGAACCUAUCUGGUUUGCUUUUUCCAUCAACGCCAACGUUUCUAGCAGGGCUUUGAAGCCCCGCCGCCGGUCCUACCACCGCAGCGAUGGGAGCGAACGCCCCAGGUGUCCCUUGCAGCGCUUCCUGCAUCCAGUUCCCCCUCCCGCCCUGCUCGUGGUCUCUCUGGCCCGCAGCAUCACCCUCAGCCAGCUCGGCACAUCCUUGCCCUGAGGAAGUCAGCCCAGGCCCCUCCCUCCCGCCCGCCCGCCCGGGCUGCAGCCCCUUCGCCUCUCUGCUCGGCUCCCGCUGUGCGCCAGGAGAGGCACCUCGCGGCUCCCCAUCCCUCCCGUCGGCCCGGCAUCCAUGGAAGCCCCCAGCGCCGUGCACGUGCCCACCUACAAGUGGUGGUCCAUCUUCAACAUCCUCUGCUGCUGCCUGCCCCUGGGGCUGAUCGCCCUCUACUACUCGGGACAGGUGGAGGGACGCCUGCGGCACCAGGACAUCGAUGGAGCGCGUGCUGCCUCUCACACCGCGAAAAUCCUCAACUGCCUGGCGCUGCUGCUGGGGCUGGUGGCCAUCGGCGUGAUGAUCUACUGCAUCAGCCAGCAGCAGGUGCUCCUCAGCAGGGUCUGAGCGGAGCCCGCCGUGAUGGCCGUCCGGGAAAAGCUUCGGCUGAGCCCAGAGUCCCAGGGCAGCGGUGCAGGACUCUGUGUAUGUGAAGUCCGUCUUGAAAUGCUACUUGGUUUGGCUGCUUUCCCUUUCCUAAAUUUAUUGGUAGUUAGCAAGAGCUUUGCCGGCAAAAGGACCUAGAUGCUCUCGCACCAGCGUUGCAGGGCCGUGGAUUUAGGUGGAGUCCCCAGUCGGGCACCGCUCUUUGCCAGGCGCUCUGCCUUGCCUGGACAAGAUGCGUUCGUAAGCCCUCAGGUUCGGGGAAAUCUUCUGUGGGGUGGGGGAGUUGCAAACUGGGACAGUGUGGAAUCAAACCGCUGUUUGUGCUUGCCUAUAUAUAUAUGUAUUUUUUUCUUUUCUGUGAUAGCUCAACGCUGCAAGCUGCUGCUUAGCUCUGUGUGUACGCUCAGCACAAGGCCAGACAAGUUACACUUAGGUUGUUGCAUGGGACGUUGCUCUCCCCGCUGGUUUUUGCGUCGUCCUAAAUAAACGGCUUGUUCGUAACAA
Dromaius novaehollandiae (emu) is the source of this 1478-nucleotide messenger RNA. RefSeq names its product trafficking regulator of GLUT4 1-like. The transcript is spliced from 2 exons. Gene Ontology annotation, cellular component: membrane. The coding region runs from base 666 to 935 and encodes 89 amino acids. Lineage: Eukaryota; Metazoa; Chordata; Aves; Casuariiformes; Dromaiidae. The record is from RefSeq and is a predicted model, not a curated record.